Messenger RNA from Ruditapes philippinarum (Manila clam), 1107 nucleotides. RefSeq names its product E3 ubiquitin-protein ligase TRIM33-like. The transcript has a single exon. Lineage: Eukaryota; Metazoa; Mollusca; Bivalvia; Venerida; Veneridae. Bases 1 to 1107 code for a protein of 368 amino acids. Gene Ontology annotation, biological process: positive regulation of DNA-templated transcription. Gene Ontology annotation, molecular function: ubiquitin-protein transferase activity; zinc ion binding. Gene Ontology annotation, cellular component: chromatin; nucleoplasm. The record is from RefSeq and is a predicted model, not a curated record.
AUGGAAGUAUCGGGUCGUAAGGAAUGGGAUGAUAAACAUUCAACAUCUAACCAAGGGAGACAACGUACAGUUCUUUGCCAACCUUGUGAGUGUGAUGGUGAUACAAUAGAAGCGGACGCAUUCUGUGAAACUUGUAACGAGUUCCUCUGUUCUCCAUGUUUGAAGGCUCAUCGGAAAUUAGCUAUAAGUAAAAAUCACGUGAUCAAGUCAAAGAAUGAAAUGCCAAUAUCAAGGGAAAAGCAAAAAGAUCUAUGUACAGAGUUGUGUUCAGUCCAUCUUACCGAAAUAAUAAAGUUUUAUUGUGAAGACCAUAAUUUUGUAGGAUGCGGAGAUUGCAUUGUCCUUAGCCACAAAACGUGUUCUGUUAAACUCGUCAAUAAUGUCUCGGAUAACUAUGAUGCCUGCGAGGAAUUCGGGCAGACCAAGAAAAGCCUUCUGCGUAGAAUUUCAUCUUACCAGGGUAUUAUAGUAGAUACCAUUAAAGCUGCUGAUGAAAUGCGAGAAAAGAUUAUGAAAGAUAUUCAUAUUUUCCGACAAGAGAUUAACGAAUAUUUGGAUAAUGCUGAGGCAGAUGUGCUGAAACGAAUAGAUCAGCUGACAUCGAAACAAGUGUCUCAACUUGAACAUAUCCAAAAAGAAUUUGAGUCUAUGGCCACUGAAAUGAGAGAAUGCCAAGACAAAAUAAGUAAAAAUUCAGAUAAGAUAAAUCAAUUGUUUGUAAUUGCAAAACUUGCAUAUGAAAAGAUUGAUGCCUGUCAGAUUUCAACAGAGGAGCUAGCGUCUAAAUGUGAGAUUGAAACAUUUGAUUUGGUGAAGUCUCAGGAUUUAGAAAAACUUGUAACAGACAAAUUAUACAUUGGUGAUAUCAAUGCAGAUAAGCGAAAGUUAAGCACACUCAACAAAAUGAGUCUAAAAGACGUUCAAACGACGCUGUUAAAAAAGUUAAAUGUCCUCAGUGCAGUACGCGACAGGACGCCAAGCUUAAUAUCAGGAAUGGCAAUAAUUUCCUGUGAUGAACUCUUGCUUGUAGAUUGUGCAAAUGAUUGUUUAAAACUUAAAACCUUAGAAAAGUUUAUGAUAGCUUUUACAUUAAAUACAAAUGGUUAA